Molecule: messenger RNA, 753 nt
Organism: Pocillopora verrucosa
Lineage: Eukaryota; Metazoa; Cnidaria; Anthozoa; Scleractinia; Pocilloporidae
Source: RefSeq, a predicted model, not a curated record
AUGAUUACGACGACAAACUCGACAGAGGGUGGAACACAGACUGAAGUGUAUGAACCAUUGCCAUGUUCCCCCUCCUCGGUAGUUGGGUUACAAAAACAAUCGAUUUAUUUCUCAGCAGUUAACAUUUUCCUCUCCAUCGCAGCAUUUCUUGGGAAUUUUCUAAUCCUUGUUGCCCUUAACAAGGAAUCUUCCCUUCCUCCACCGUCAAAACUCUUGUUUCGUUGUUUGGCAACAACUGAUCUGUUGGUUGGUCUCGUUACCCAGCCUCUCUAUGCUACUUAUUGGAUGUCCCUGGUUCACAAACACUGGACUCUUUGUCAAUACGCAAGAGGCGCAGGCUACAUAUCAAGCUUUGCAUUAUGUGGGGUGUCUUUGUUGACGUUGACGGUCAUAAGCGUGGACAGACUUCUCGCUCUGUUGUUGGGAAUAAGAAACAGACAAAUAGUAACUUUAAAGCGCACAUGUAUCAUUACAGUUACGUUUUGGAUUUCAUCCGUCUCCGCUGCAUCAUUUUCCGUUUCACAUCCUCGAUUUACCCUUUGGUGUGGUAUUAUAGUCAUACCGUCCUGCUCAGUGAUCUCAAUCGCCUCAAAAACUUAUCCUUUACAUGUAAUCGUCAUUAAUGCAAUAACAACUAUCUUGAUGUAUUUUAACUCCACUCUGAACCCGUUUCUUUACUGCUGGAAAGUCAAAGAAGUGAGACAAGCAGUAAAGCAAGCAAUCCGACAAGCACUUUGCUUUCCAUGGACUUAG